This is a messenger RNA of Theobroma umbraticum, 2245 nucleotides long. NCBI's taxonomy places the organism in Eukaryota, Viridiplantae, Streptophyta, Magnoliopsida, Malvales, Malvaceae. The record is from RefSeq and is a predicted model, not a curated record.
AGAGAGACAGAGAGCUAAGGGCUAAGGGAGGGUGAGAAUUUGUUCAAGGAAAAAAGGAAAAAGAGGGAACAUACUAGUAUUGCGCCUAACGGUGAGAAGGUUCGAGGGAGGCGCGCCCUGGGAAGAAAAUAAAGCAAAUAAUGAAAUAAACCACUUUUUCUUAUUCUUUCACUCUCUUCUUUCAAGGUCAACAACUAGAAGAAGUUGCAUUCUUUGAAACGUCCAUGGGGGUUUAUUGUCCAAGUCUAGUUUUCGUGUUUGGGUCUUGUUGGUCAGAAGAAGAAAGCACCGACUUUCUCAUUGUACAGAGAGAUCCCCGAGGAAAAGUCACAAUUGGUGCUAAAAAAUUCAUGGAUUUUGGGUCAUCAGGGAGAGAAGGGUUUAGUGAAGAAGAACAGAUGGGUAAAGGUAAGCUCCCUUUUUCUUAUUCUUCCUCUUCUUCUCCUUCAUCUUCUUCUUCUCAGCACAAAACCCAUCUGGUUCCUCCUCUUAUCAACUGCCGAUGGGAGAAGCAGCCUCAUCCGAUUUACGACAGCCACCACCAAAUGAGUCCCAACUGGUUAGGCAACAGGUACGAACCUGAAGAAGAUAACGAAGCAACUGCCACAGCAACUGCAAGUGAAGCUGAUUCCAAACGCGUAGACUCAGAUUCAACCCCUGAGCUCAAGAGCAGUGCAAGUGCCAACAUCGAGAAAGAACACAUGUUCGAUAAAGUAGUCACCCCAAGCGAUGUGGGAAAACUCAACCGACUUGUUAUCCCAAAACAACACGCUGAGAAGUAUUUCCCGCUUGAUUCUUCCACAAACGAGAAAGGUCUUCUGUUGAAUUUCGAGGACAGAAAUGGGAAGCCGUGGAGAUUCAGGUACUCUUACUGGAACAGCAGCCAAAGCUACGUUAUGACCAAAGGCUGGAGCCGUUUUGUCAAGGAUAAGAAACUUGAUGCUGGCGAUAUAGUUUCUUUCCAGAGAGGAGUAGGUGAGUUGGGUAAAGAUCGUCUUUUCAUUGAUUGGAGGCGGAGACCUGAUGCACCAGACCCGGCUUCUUUUCAUCCUCAUCAACACUUCUCUUUUCACCGCUCAAUCCCAUGGAGUCCAUUGCUAAUGCGGCCACCACCAACAGGAAGAGAUCACUUUCACUUGUCGCAGAUACACCCUCUAAACAGAAAUAGCUACUAUGGUGGUUAUCCAACUGGAAGCAAUGUGAUGAAUCCAGCUGGAGGGACAAUGGAAUCAGUAUUUUACUUGAGAUCAGCAGUGGCUGCAGCAGGCCCACAAAUGGGAAUGGGAAUGGGAAUGGGACUGGGAAUGAUGGAGUGGCAGCAGCAAACAGGUGGCGUUGUAGAGCCAAUUGUGUUUGACUCGGUGCCGGUGGUCCAAGGCAAGGCUGCAGCCAAGAGGUUAAGGCUUUUCGGGGUGAACAUGGAAUGCCCCAUAUCGGAGUCGUCGGGUGAGUGUGAGAUGUUAUCUCCAACUACCAUAGCAAAUGCUACAAUGGCAUCGCAGCCUCCUCAACUUUCAUCACCGUCACAGCAUCCUCUCCAAUUAAGGCUCUACAACGGCACCCCACUGCCCACUGACUUUCGUAAUGCCAACAAAGGGAAGGCUUCCAUGUCCUUGGAUUUGGAUAUGUGACCACAAGAAAUUGUAUCUGGUACGGUAUAUUCGACGCCCAAGUUAAUUAACUUUGCCACAAUCAACACUUGCCACUACCGUCAUCACCAACAAACAACGACAAGAAAUGCUCGAAGAUAAGGCUAGAAGAAUUGCGAGGCUAGCUGCUAAUCCGCUUCUUUUAUUUUGUUCCCAAUUUAUCACUUCCUGAUUCGGAUAAAGGAGAAGACCCAGCAGUUGAAAUCUCCAAUGCUGGUUUAUGAUCAUAUCCAUAUCUAUACUGAAUAAAAAGAGACGGAAGAAUAUUGAUGAGUAUUUGAGGAAAAAAAAUCAGAUUUCAAUGUUGUUGUUUUAGCGGUUAAUUAGUACAGAAGCGGACUUCAAGGUUUGGGUGACUGUGAAGAUUUAGUUAGAGAUGAGAUGAUCACAACCAUAACCCAAGGAGUCUUUUGUUUUUAACUUUGUGUAUAAAAUAUAAGUAUUACACAUAGAUAGAUACAUAUAUGAGACAUAGAUCCAUCAAGCCCGAGAUUUCAUGAUUGCUUUUUGUAGGGCCUGGUCUCUCCUGAAUGUAUCCCAUCCCAUUGUUUCCACUGAAUUAGUUCCCAAGUAUCUUUAUUCCCUUUGGCUCGUAA